Oncorhynchus nerka (sockeye salmon) is the source of this 1764-nucleotide messenger RNA. RefSeq lists its product as uncharacterized. The record is from RefSeq and is a predicted model, not a curated record. The transcript has 16 exons. Gene Ontology annotation, biological process: mitochondrial fusion. The coding region runs from base 349 to 1764 and encodes 471 amino acids. NCBI's taxonomy places the organism in Eukaryota, Metazoa, Chordata, Actinopteri, Salmoniformes, Salmonidae.
UAGUGACGGGAAUCGAACCCACUACCCUGGCGUUGCAAGCGUCAUGCUCUAUCAACUGAACUACGAAGGAGCACGUCAAUAGAAUUUUAACGGAUUCUAAAAUGAAUCAUAUCAUUUCAAACUUUCUAUGGCAACACAGUUGUCCAUUUUGUAAACAAUCAUUUUCGAACGUGUGUUGCCAAGAUACAUCUAACCGACGUUCUAUGGAACGUUUUCUGUGCGAAAACAACAACUUCUGUUUGCUGCUGACAACAAACUGGAUUGAUUUUUCAGACCUGAGAACAAUCGACUGGAAAAUGCCUGGGUGCUUUUCAAGACUGGCGGAGAGAGGUUCGUGAUCGUCGACAGAUGGACAGUGACAGCGACUUCGAAGAGGAAACAACUGUCCUGGAUGAGGUCCAGUUGGAUGUGCCAUUGGAUGAUGUGCCAGAUGUUCCACAGCUGCCAGUCCUCCUUGAUGUCCAGAAUGCUGCUAUCAUCCUUGAGGAUGUGCCAGAUGUGCAGACUAUCUUUGAGGAGGCCACUGGCAAUUGGCAGUUAAUUCUGAUUAGGUUCAGCCCCCUGUACUGUGGGCCUGUUGUGAUCAGGAACAAUGCCGGUCCGGUGGUUAUAGCUUGGAGAACUUUCCAGUUCAUCAGCCCCAUCAUCACCUACAUGCGUGGGGGAUCCCAGCAGGUGGUGGUGAGGAUGCACCACGUGAGUAGGGUGAGAGGCCUGGAGACUCAACUGGUGUGGGCCAUCUCCAAGGAGACAGCCAGGCUUAGUCCAGAGGGCAUCCCCUACUGUGCCACCAAAGUGCAGUCCAUCACUUGGAUCCAGCGUGUGGCUGGCAGGGUGACCCACUAUGCGUCUCACCUCCGCCACGAGACGUCUGUGGACGUGACGCUUGGCUGCUACCAGCAGACUGAUGUCUCAGUGGUGUACACCACUCUCCACAUGGGGCUGGACGGGCUUCUCUCCUCUUCAGCGUGGUCGGAGGCUGCCUCCUUCUCUACGCCCACCACUCAGCACUUCACUGACCCAGAGCCUGAGGGCCACAACUGCUAUGAGGGCUGGGAGGAGGACCUGCUGCCUGAGGAGAGGGAGGUUCCUCUGCUAAACCUCUACCUCACCACCAAGAGAGUGGAGGACAUCGCCCUGAGGCUCAUCUCCCUGCGCCAGGCCUUCACUACCCUGCUUGGUUCCACCCUGAGCAGGAACCAUCUGUUUGUGGCGGGAAAGGUCCUCCUGGGCGCACUGGUUCAGGCCAACCACAUGGACGAGGCCAAGUUCAUAAGUACCUAUAACGACUUUGUGGACUACCUGAGUGACCCCUCCAAGCGGAAUGACAUUGAGAGGGAGCUGGCUGAGGCAAAGAUCCAUCAUGUGAACAUGAUAGAUGUCCUCUUUGAGCUGGUGCUGUUUGGGAUGAUGACAGCUCAGAAGUCCCUGAUGGUGCAUCCUGGUGGGUUCGUGGAGCGUCUGUACGCUCUCCUGUACUCCUUCCUGCCCACUGCUGCCAACAUGGAGCCAGAGGCUGACAGAUAUCUGCUGCAGCUCAGUGAUUCUUGUGACACUUUGCCACCCAACAGGGAUCUAGACACCAAUGCACUACAUUACUUUACACUGAUUUUUACAUUUUUAAAUAAAAUAAGUUGUAGUUCAAAAACAUUUUGCCUCAAUUCGUCGGGCAUGGACUCUACAAGCUGCCCUAAGCGUUCCACAAGGAUGCUGGCCCAUGUGUCAAGUUGUCUGGACGUCCUUUGGGUGGUGGACCAUUCUUGA